Molecule: messenger RNA, 1602 nt
Organism: Trichomycterus rosablanca
Lineage: Eukaryota; Metazoa; Chordata; Actinopteri; Siluriformes; Trichomycteridae
Gene: anks1ab
Product: ankyrin repeat and sterile alpha motif domain containing 1Ab
Exons: 11
Coding region: 1-1518 (505 amino acids)
Biological process (GO): ephrin receptor signaling pathway
Cellular component (GO): cytosol
Molecular function (GO): ephrin receptor binding
Source: RefSeq, a predicted model, not a curated record
AUGAUGUGGCAGUGCCAUGUCUCGGCCUCUGAGUGCCGCUGCUACAGGCUCAAUGGCUUCUCGUUGCUCAAACGCCUCCCUAUGUCAUCAGAUGCUGCAGGAAGCCGGGUGCUGGAGCAGCCAGUGGGGGAGUGGCUGGAGCACGUGGGUUUUCCUCAGUACGAAAGUAAGCUGCUGCUCAAUGGAUUUGAUGACCUGCGCUUUAUGGGCAGUAAUGUAAUGGAAGAUGAAGACCUUAGAGAAAUUGGCAUCACAGACCCUGGCCAUCGGAAGAAAAUUCUUCAUGCAGCAAAAAGCCUACCAAAGGUGAAAGCUCUGGGUUGUGAUGGCAGUACCUCACUGGCCUCCUGGCUGAACAACCUAGGUCUUGGAGAAUAUCUUCACAACUUUUUAUCCAGUGGCUAUCGCACUUUGGAGUGUGUGAAAAACUUGUGGGAGCUGGAGAUUGUUAAUGUGUUAAAAAUCACUCUGCUUGGCCACAGAAAGAGAAUCAUCGCCUCUAUAGCAGAGCGACCCUACGAGGAAGCACCUUCAAAGAACAAACGCUUCUCCCAGCUUAAGAUUCAAGACCUUUUGUCUCAGAAUCCGGCACCUCUUGGUUACAUGGAUCUGUAUACAAGUCGCUCCAUGGACACGCUACUGCCGCUGGGAGAACAUGGGAGGAGAGGUAGAGCGAUGGAUCAAGACUGCAGCAUCUCACUCCGCUCCUAUAGUGAGAGGUCACGAUCACAUGUAAGUCUUCUCGGUGGUGGUGUUAGGUUGGGUGAGAAUGUGUUUGUGUUUGUGCCAGACAGAGUCAUAGAUCGUCAAAAGGAAUCACGGCUAAGCCUGAGGCCCCCAAGCCAGUCUGCUACGUACACCACUGUCUCUACGUGGCACCACCAUCCUGAGAAGCUCAUUACUGAGGCUUGCUGCUAUGAAGCUAGUUAUCUUGGCUCUGUGAUCAUCAGAGACCUCAGAGGUAUUGAAUCUACCCAGGAGGCCUGUGCAAGAAUAAGGAAAUCUAAGGACCAUCGAAAAGGCCCUGUAAUAGUCCUGUCCAUCACCUACAGAGGAGUCAAGUUUAUCGAUGCAGCCACUAAGGCUAUAGUGGCAGAGCAUGAGAUCCAGAACAUCUCCUGUGCGGCUCAGGACCCUGAUGAACUACGCACUUUUGCCUACAUUACGAAAGACUUGAAGUCAGGCCACCACUUCUGCCAUGUUUUUACCACAGUGGAAGUGACGCAAACCUAUGAGAUCAUCCUGACUCUGGGACAGGCGUUUGAGGUGGCUUAUCAGAUGGCUCUUCAAGCACAGAAGGCCCGGCGUCACAGUUCAUACGGUGGUCCAAAUUCAGAGAUCAUUGAGAGCAAGAGCAGCAGGCCAAUCUCCUCUCGUAACAGUACGCGGCGCUCAGUGAUGGAGCCCAUCGAGCAUGAGACAGAUGUGAAGUCCUUGGGAGGAAGCAGCUGGCCCUUUGACCUGCAUGACACCUCCAGGCCAGCCAACCGUGCCAAGUACGAGACAACCAUAUUUUAAACUGGGACAUCGGCCAUAACCAGCGUCCCCUCCCAAUGCGACUUGCUCCUUGAGAAAACUGUAGUGCCCUGUGCCUUCUCACUG